Centruroides sculpturatus (bark scorpion) is the source of this 3021-nucleotide messenger RNA. RefSeq names its product ubiA prenyltransferase domain-containing protein 1 homolog (gene heix). NCBI's taxonomy places the organism in Eukaryota, Metazoa, Arthropoda, Arachnida, Scorpiones, Buthidae. Gene Ontology annotation, molecular function: prenyltransferase activity. The record is from RefSeq and is a predicted model, not a curated record. The transcript is spliced from 2 exons. The coding region runs from base 611 to 1618 and encodes 335 amino acids. Gene Ontology annotation, cellular component: Golgi membrane; endoplasmic reticulum. Gene Ontology annotation, biological process: vitamin K biosynthetic process; menaquinone biosynthetic process.
CCAAAGAUACAUAUAUAACAUGAAGUCAGGAAUUUAUUAUAAGAUAAAUUGAUACAAUUGAUAAAUUCUGAGAUUGUUUCUUGUAUAAUAAAUUUUAAAUAACUUUAACUGUUUAGUCUCAAUAAAUUAAAUGUUGUGUAAUUCUCUAUAAAAGAUCGGAUAAGUUAUGGAUGAUUUUUCUUACUUGUUGAAUUAUAUCCUAAUUUUAGAUCUGUGUGAUUCUGAAGAAAUUAAAUUCAGAUAUUUGAUGCUCUGUUAAUCACAGCUGUAUUUAAAAUACAGUUAAAUCUGUUUAAUUUGAACUUGAUUAAUUCAAAUUAUUGGUUAAUUUGAAACUGCUUUAUCUUGUAAUUCAAAAGUGAAACACGAAAAGAGAAUGCAGCGAUUGUUGAAAUGAUAUAUAGAUUGCACUCUGUUCUGUAAGCAUAUGAGGCGUAGGUGGAAUUGUCACAUUUGAUAGUUUUAAUGACAUUUGAGUAACAUUGCAGUGCAUUUUUAGAAACGUUUAUACAACAUCUAAGCAUGGAAUGGGUACAAGUUUAUACUUAGCCAAAAAGUCAAAGUGAUUAAAGUAGAAAAGCUCCGCAGUUCGGAAGAGACUUUCAAGGUUAUGAUAAUGGACUGUGCUAACCACAGCAAUGAUUACGUAUCAGUCAAAGGCGGUAUCACAAAGAACGUGCCCGGGUCUUCGUCAGACACGUCCCAGAUGAAGUACAUACCACACAAGCUAUCCACCUAUGUGCUCGCUCUACGGCCAUGGUCCUUCAGUGCCUCCCUAACACCCGUUGCUCUAGGAGCUGCCCUGGCUUACAAAAGCUCCGGAUCAUUCAACAUCGUUGUCUUCCUCGUGACUUGCUUAACUGCCCUGUCGGUGCACGCCGCCGGCAAUGCUGUCAACACCUACUACGACUACCAGAAAGGGAUCGACAGCAAGAGAAGCGACGACAGGACAUUGGUGGACAAGAUUCUCACCCCCGACGAAAUCGUUCACCUGGGGGCGCUUUUAUACAUACUCGGCUGUUUCGGCUUUAUAAUGCUGGUGCUACUGUCGCCGGCCAAAAUGGAACACUUGGCACUGGUGUAUUUCGGGGGUCUCUCCAGCUCGUUUCUCUACACCGGUGGCAUUGGCCUGAAGUACAUCGGCCUGGGCGACCUGCUGAUUCUGGUGACGUUCGGACCAAUCAGCGUCCUCUUCUCGUUCGUUUCCCAGGCCGGCUACAUAGAUCUGGUUACGCUUUUCUACGCUGUACCACUGGCGCUAAACACGGAGGCCGUUCUACACUGUAACAACACACGCGACAUGGAAAGUGAUAGCCGCGCUGGUGCUGUAACUAUGGCAGUUCUGAUCGGUUACACCGGUUCUCAUAUAUUGUUUGCGGUUCUCCUUUUUGUACCAUACAUUUUAUUUACCAUACUGAGUUUACACGUCAGUAUAUGGUUUCUUUUACCAUUAAUCACUUUUCCAAAGGCGCUCGACUUAGAGAAGCAGUUUCGCAGCGGCCUUCUCUUAACACUGCCAAAACAAACUGCGAAACUCAACAUAUACUUAGGCCUGUUUUAUUUAAUCCCGUGUAUAAUGGCCGCUCCAAAUACUCUGCCAGGCCUGCGCGUGCGGUGAAAUGUUUAAUUACAAUUGAAAAAAAGAAAAAAGCAAAACCAACCUCGUUUUACCGUUAAGUAUAUAAUUUUUAGAUAUAUGCAGUUAUAUUGGUUGAGAGACUUAACUGAUGCAUUAUCUAGUAGCACUGUGUGGAGAUGCAAAAAAGUGUUCUACAUUAUAUAUAUAAAAGCUUUGUGUAUUGGUUUCGUCAUUAACAAAAGAAAAAAGAACAUAAAUAUAUAUAUAUUGCACCUCUCUGGAGAACCUCUAAAUAAUUGUCCAUCGCUUAAAUUUAACGACAGUUGUUUUUAAUUUAAGAAGGUUUAUUGUUUUCUUUCUCCUUGUUUUCAUGCGGGGUGGCCCAAAAGUCGGUCGACCGUAAACGGCGCUUACGACGCUAUAUUAAAACAUAGAGCAGCACGGUGACCAGGCAGCAGUCUACGGCGGUUAAUCGAAUUUUGGAUCACUCCCAGACGUUUAAUUCGGCUCUUAAAGAAUGUGUAAAUAACAUAUUUUCGUUUUUUUUUUCUUUAAGUUUUAACGCAUACGAAAAGAAACUUAUACUGUUAUGCAAAUUAAUUUGCAAGUAUGUCUCCACUUGUGUCGUUUAUAGUAUAAUUAUAUAUAAAAAGUAUUUGCUCAAAUGGCUCAAAUUUGUGUUUACUGUUCACACUUUCAUUUUAAAAAAAUCUCGAGUGAUAUUCACUUAAUGUUUUUUUUAAAUUAAUUUAUAUAUCAUUUAACGCAUCGAGCAGUGUGUAAUUUGCAUAAAUCUCCUCCCCUUCCCUCCUGUUAAAAAACAAAUGCCAAUGAUCAAACUUGUAUUGGUUUGAAUUUUUUAUAAAAUUUGAAUAAAAAUACAAUUAGCAAAGGAUUAAUUUUCAAAAAAAAAUUGUCCUGCGAGGAUGUUUUUAUUUCCAAAAUUUAAAAAAAAAAAAAAGAAUUUUGUAACAUUUUCAGAAGCGCUAAACGUAAAAUUCCAACAAUUAAAGAAGUGUUUUAAGUGUUUUUCCUGCACAGUGACGUAGAAGAAUGUAUUUUUUUUGCACAUUGAGUGGUGUAAAAAUAUGUUAGUGAAUAUAACAUGAAUGGGUCUGUAUUUAUAUAUAUAUAUCUUAUUAAUUAAUUAAAAAUAUAUACAGUGAAACCUGUGUAAGACGGACUCGCGCGGUACCGAAUUUUAUUUUAUUUUUUCGUUUCGAACAGGUUUUUUUUUUUUUUUAAAUAGCUGCCUUCCUAAGAAUUUUUCCCGUUUUGGACAGGUUUUAUUGUAUAUGCUGCGAAAUGCCUGUGGGCUUUGCAAUGAUACCAUAUAUUGUCGGAUUAAGAAUAGCGUAAUUUUUAAAGAGGACCAAAAAUUACUGUAAAUUAAAAAGGCUGUAUAGGUAAAUUAUAAUAAAAAAAAAACUUUCGAAUUUUUA